AUGAGUUUAAUCAAUAAUCUACAUCAUCAAUUCAAGACGGAAAAUGCGCGACAUAAUCAUCAUCUUAAAAGAAACAAGAUUUUGGUACUUGGUAGACGCGGGGUCGGUAAAUUAUCUUUGAUUAAAGAUAUCAUAGCUAAAUCCAAACCUGAUACAAUAAAAGAGGAAACUUCAACAGUAUUAUUACCAUCGACCUCAACUUCGGAAUCUAAAGAUACAACUGAACACGAUGAUCCAAUUCACUCAGGUCUCACUUUACCAUGGCAUAUCAGCACAAGGUAUUAUACAGCUGACGUACAAUUCUGGAUCGAUGAAACUGUCGAUGAGGAAUUAGUUGAUCCCAAAGUGAUAAGGACGUAUGAAUCGGAAGAGAGCGGUGUUGGUGAUGUGGUGGAUGCUGUGGUGUUUGUGUUUAGAAAGGAUGAGCCAUCCACCUUCAAUGACAUUCGAUCAUUUUUACCGUUUAUUGCACGCUACGAGCCAGCCAUUACUUUGGCUGUUGGUAAAUCAUCAAAUAAAACUGUAGCAACAAAAGCCAGCGAUAUGGUAGCAGAUAAUCAGUAUAUGGACUGGUGUUUGGAGAACGGAUUCGAGUAUGUGGAUUUUGAUGCGCGAAUUGGUAUCGAUCGAAUUCUCGAAGCAUUACAAUCACACAUGUGGGAUGGAAUGACACGAUUAUCUAAUGUUAUGUCUGGAUCGCGAUCUAAAUUAUCUUUUAAUGAUGUUGCUGAUAGUGGAAACGAUGAUAUUGACAACGAGUAUAGUAGCAUUGGUACUGUCAAAUUGGGAAAUCCUGAGCUGCAGUAUAAUCAAGAGUUAUUGGAAGCGAUUUCCCAAUUAAAGAUUGGCACAGGUGUUACUGCUGCUGAUGAUAUUAAAAAAAAUAAAUCUGAUGCAUCGCAAAUGCGACAACAUGAUGUUGAUUCGGACACGGAAUUAUUUCAAGAUCUUCCUAAUCAGAAAGAAAUCGAAACAAUGCACCAACAAUUAUUUGGCGAUAUUGACCAUGACGAUGAUGAUCACGAUGAUGUUAAUUUUGAUUUGGAUGGAAAUGGAGAGGCAAGUGAUGGAUUGGAAAGGGUGUUGACUCGUUUGACUAGUUUACGAGAAAAAUGCAAAUCUUUGCCGGAUGAUGAACGCAGGAAAUUGGCAGCUAGCGUUGCAUUUUCAUUCGGGAUGCAGUUGGAAAAUGAUUGA
This is a messenger RNA of Ambispora leptoticha, 1197 nucleotides long. The record is from the annotation of a GenBank genome assembly. Lineage: Eukaryota; Fungi; Glomeromycota; Glomeromycetes; Archaeosporales; Ambisporaceae.